CCGGGGCAAACGGGAGAGCCGAGGGAGUCACAGGGGCGGCCGAGCGCAAGGCAUUGUGGGAAUAUCCCGGAGCAUCCUUUCUGCUGGAUCUGCCCCUGCCCGACAAUGCGCCACACAAACCCGACUCGGAGUCAGAGGAUGAAGCCCCGUCUUUGGAUGGAGACCUGCCUGUUUGUGAUUGUCCUUCACUCUGUCUUCUUCUCCACGUUGGGAGUGUGCCCCCCCCAGUGUGUCUGCGAGACCCGCCCUUGGUUCACCCCGCAGUCCGUCUACCAUGAAGCCAAGACAGUCGAUUGCAACGACCUCCUACUCACUCACAUCCCUGAGAACCUGUCCACCGAUAUCCAGGUUCUGCUUCUCCAGAGCAACAAGAUCUCUCACUUGACUUGGGAACUCCAAGAGCUGAGCAACCUGACCGAGUUGGACCUCUCCCAGAAUCACUUUCAAAGCAUUGACGACUUGGGCGUGUCCAACCUCUCCCAGCUCAUCACUCUGUAUCUGGAAGAGAACCAGCUCCGAGAGUUGCCCGACUACUCCUUGAAGGACCUGGGAAGCCUGGAGGAACUCUACAUAAACCACAACCAGAUCAGCUACAUUGGCCCCAGGGCCUUCUCGGGUUUGGGAAGACUCUUAAGGCUACAUCUGAAUGCCAAUCGCUUAGAGAUCAUCGAUCCCAGGUGGUUUGAAGACCUCCCCAAUCUUGAGAUACUCAUGGUAGGAGAGAACCCCGUUACUGCUCUUCAGAGCCUGAACUUCCAGCCCCUCGGCAGACUGCACAGCCUCGUUUUGGCCGGAAUGGAACUGGAACACAUUCCAGAAAACGCCUUUCAGGGACUGGAUUAUCUCGAGAGCCUCUCCUUCUUCGAUAAUCGUCUGACGGAGGUUCCAAAGGAAGCGCUCAAGAACCUGAAGCUGCUAAAGUUCUUGGACCUCAACAAGAAUCCCAUCCCUGAAAUCCGGGGCGGUGAUUUUACAGGCAUGGAGCACCUGGAGGAGCUGAGCCUGAAUUCCAUGGAGGAACUGGAACGGGUGGAGGCUGAGGCCUUCCAGGAUCUCCCAGAGCUGAUCAAGCUGGAGAUGUGCAAUAACCCAAGGUUGUCGUACCUAGACCCAGAAGCCUUCUCCAGUAAUCUAGGUGCCCUGAAGACUCUGCUGCUCAACAAUAAUCGCCUAGCAAUGGUUCCGCUGAAAAUAUUCCAAGCUCUGCCGGGACUACUCGAGAUCAGCCUGUACAGCAACCCCAUUCGCUGUGACUGCCAGAACUGCUGGAAGGGUCUCUCCAAGCUCAGACUCAUCGAGGCCCAGGCCACGUUGUGUAUCAACCCACCUUUGGUCAGUGGGCACCUUUUCCAAGAAAUUCAAGGGCAGGCAUGGCUGAACAGAUGCCCGCCACUAAUAGAUACCCACCUGAUCCCUCCCCAGUUUCAAAUUGCCCGGCACCAACCGGUAAAACUCAGCUGCCAGGCGAGUGGCCACCCAAAGCCCGAGAUCUACUGGAUGACGCCACAUGGGGAAAGAGUAACAGGCACCAACGGGCGAGUGAAAAUCAACGCGGGAGGCUCGCUGGAGAUCACUGACGCGGUGGAGGAAGAUUCAGGCUCGUACACGUGCCAGAUGUGGAACUCCGACGGGACGGACAGCAAGAGCGUCUUCGUCUCCAUUAACAGGACUCAGGAACCAGAGGCCAUGAGUCUUCUGAUGGUCACCAAGAAGGUCCACUCCAACUUUGCCGUGGUGGAAUGGAAAAUGCUGAGCGGAUCGGGGGUUUCCCCAAAUGUUCUGGUCCCGUUCCAGUGGUCCUCGGCUACAAUGAGGAUACACAACCCUCACAUCAGUUACACGGCCAAGGUCCCCCUGGAGGUACAAGAGUACAACCUCACCCACCUUCAGCCCUCCACCAAAUAUGAAGUUUGCCUCACCGUAUCCUCCGUUUCCCAACCGAGUCAACAGUCUUGUCUCAAUAUAACCACCAGAGACGCUUCUUUCUCCAUGGCAGUGGUGGGUCGACCAGUCAGCAUCGCCCUAUCGGCUGCCCUGGGUUCCCUGGUGGCCGCCCUGUGUAUGGCCGCCCUCAUCAUAUACAUUGGGUGCCACUGUAGGCACAAAAGCUGUGGCCACUCCCUGAAGAAGUACAUGCAGAAUGCCCCCUUCAUUCCCCUCAAUGAGUUCUACCCGCCCCUGAUCAGCCUUUGGGAAGGGGAACUAGACAAAGACAAAGAGAGCGCUCUAGAGCAACCGGUUCUAGGCCUCGCCCAGGAAGACAAGGUCUGCCCCCUGGUGGCCCAAAUUGACACCUCAAAGACUUUCAUUUGGCAGCCGUAAUGAUGAACGUGGCAAAAUAUCCGGUGUUUGUGUAGGCACAAAGUGGCACUGCUAGAAUCCUUUGUCACUACAGUAUUAAGGUGGGGGUCUUAGAGCAAACGUCACCCCCAGCCAACGUGAGCAAGGUGUCCAUGUACCCACCUUCGGUGUUUUGUGGGUAGGUUUUAAGAGACUGCCCCACCGCCAGUCAUGGUUGGCACCCAAGUCAUGGGUCUCCGUGCCAAGGCAGAGGAUACCACGGGGGGCUCGGAGAGCCUUUAUACAGUUGGAACCCAACGUGGGGGUACGAUGAAUAGGGCCACCCCCGGGGAACUACUUGGUCCAGUGAGGACAUUCGGGGACCCUGUGACAUAACGACCAAGACUUUUUUGGGGUUUCCCAGUACAGCUGUCCCUUCUGCACCCCAGAACUUCAGAGGCAGCCAACGUUACGGACCUUUUCAGAACCCCUGUUUGGGCCAAUGGGGAGCUGCCAAAAGGGGCAGAUAAGGACCUACUGGUCAGGGGCUGACUAUGGAGGGGCCAAUGAGAAUUAUGGGGGUGCCUUUGAGUUACGCCGUUGUACGUCGUUUUCUGAGUAUGUUGGUGCUUCAUAAAUAAAUGGUGAAAAUGA
Molecule: messenger RNA, 2934 nt
Organism: Xenopus tropicalis (tropical clawed frog)
Lineage: Eukaryota; Metazoa; Chordata; Amphibia; Anura; Pipidae
Gene: lrrn1l
Product: leucine rich repeat neuronal 1 like
Source: RefSeq, marked provisional